AUGGUGCCUGGGCCUAUGUAUUUUGUACAGAGAACUGCUGCCCUGGGGUGCCAGUCAAGCUGCCACACCGGACAAACCAGCCGCGCUGGCGACCUGUGGGGCUCCUCCACUUGGGAAUCUCCUGAAGUCCAGCAAGAUGAUGAUCAGCUUGAAAAUAACCAGAAAUCUCAAAACAAAUUCCUCAGGGAAGUUGUGGUCAAGAAGAAAACUCAGGCUGAGAAGAAUGCCGGUGACUGUGGUUCACUGGGGAAAAGAAAUAAUUUGCAUACAAAACAUGUUCCUUCAAAGAAAAGGCUUCUUAAAUUUGAGUCACAUGGAAAAGUUUUGAAACAGAAUUUAGAUUUACCUGAUAACUCAAGAAAUCGUGUAAAAAGGAAAUCUGAUGCAGCUAAAGAACACAAGAAGACAUUCAACCAUAGCUUAUGUGAUACAAGGAAAGGCAAAAAGCAAGCUGGAAAGAAACAUGAGAAAUUAUCCAGCCAUAGCUCAUCUGAUAAGUGUAACAAAACUGGCAAAAAACAUGAGAAAUUAUGCUGUGAUAGCUCAUCCCAUACUAAACAGGAUAAAAUUCAAACUGGAGAGCAACAUGAGAAAUCAUCCAGCCUUAGCUCAUCUACUAAGCAUGAAAAACCUCAAGCCUGUGUGAAACCCUAUGAAUGUAAUCAGUGUGGUAAGGUUCUUAGCCAUAAACAAGGACUCAUUGACCAUCAGAGAAUUCAUACUGGGGAGAAACCAUAUGAAUGUAAUGAAUGUGGGAUAGCCUUUAGCCAAAAAUCACAUCUUGUCGUACAUCAGAGAACUCACACUGGAGAAAAACCAUAUGAAUGUAUUCAGUGUGGCAAAGCCCAUGGUCAUAAACAUGCACUCACUGACCAUCUAAGAAUUCAUACUGGAGAAAAGCCUUAUGAAUGUGCUGAAUGUGGGAAAACCUUCAGACACAGCUCAAACCUUAUUCAACAUGUGAGAUCUCACACAGGUGAGAAGCCAUAUGAAUGUAAGGAAUGUGGGAAGUCCUUUAGGUAUAACUCAUCUCUUACUGAACAUGUGAGAACACAUACAGGUGAAAUACCUUACGAAUGCAAUGAAUGUGGAAAAGCCUUUAAGUAUAGCUCAUCCCUUACUAAACACAUGAGAAUUCAUACUGGUGAGAAACCCUUUGAAUGUAAUGAAUGUGGGAAAGCUUUCAGCAAGAAGUCACAUCUCAUUAUACAUCAAAGAACACAUACUAAGGAGAAACCUUAUAAAUGUAAUGAGUGUGGAAAAGCCUUUGGACAUAGCUCAUCUCUUACUUACCAUAUGAGAACUCAUACAGGUGAAAGUCCCUUUGAAUGUAAUCAAUGUGGGAAAGCAUUUAAACAAAUUGAAGGCCUUACUCAACAUCAGAGAAUUCACACUGGAGAGAAGCCCUAUGAGUGUAACGAAUGUGGGAAAACCUUUUGCCAAAAGUCUCACCUUAUUGUACAUCAGAGAACUCAUACUGGGGAGAAACCUUAUGAAUGUAAUGAAUGUGAAAAGGCCUUCAGUGCAAAGUCACAACUUGUUAUACAUCAGCGAUCCCACACUGGAGAGAAACCCUAUGAAUGUAAUGAAUGUGGGAAAGCUUUCAAACAAAAUGCAUCCCUAACCAAACAUGUGAAAACUCAUUCAGAAAAGAAAUCCCAUGAGUGAAGAUAAUGUGGGAAAUUUGUUAACUAAAUUGAAGGUUUUGUUGAACCUUGGAAACAUGCUGAAUUUAAAGAGUGUUAGAAAGCCUGUAGCAAAAUGUCACACCGUGUUAUACAUGACAAAAUGUGAAAAUGGAUUUUCAUAUAGAAUCUGGAUGGAAACAAGGGUUUAAACUUGAUACAAAACCUUUUAUGAAAACUAUUGCUUUAACAACACUCAAUUAUUAUAAAUGAUCUACAUGUUCAGAUAGAAAUUGAAAGCUUUAAAAAUUGUGAAUAAUUUGAAUAUUCAAAGCAAAGGAGGAACAAGUUAUAUAUGCUGAUAAUUCCUGUGUUCUUCUUUUGUACUUAAGCACCAUAUACUAGAGUUGAAUUUGCAUAUCUGUUUAUCACCUUAUGUAAAUGAAUGUGGCCAUUUGUAUAAGCCCCUUUGGCAUUUUUACCCACCUCUUUCUUAAUGUCUGCGUUGGCUUCUGCAUCAGCAGAAAUCUUUUAAAAGGGUUGUUAUUUAUGUAAAAAUGUUAACAGGAAAAUGAGAGAAAAUAAAUCAGCUGAGGAUACAAAUGUGCUGGUUGGGAGUGAUAUUCAAGAUAUAUUGUGAAGUGUGAAAAAGCAGGUUGCUGAACCAUGUAUAUAGUAUGUUCCCCUUUGUGUACAAAAGGGUGUGUUUGUUUAACCUCUGUCUCUUAUUUCUGUAUGGUAUGUAUCUUUGUAUGCAUAUAUACAUGUAUUUGUAUGUCAAUAGACUUUGAAAAAAUAUAGAAUAAACUUCAUGGUGGUUGCCAUUGGGCACAGGAGUAUAGGAUUGUGGUCUGGGAUAGGAGCAAAACUUCCUUGUAUAUUUGAAUUUUUCAAAUCAUGCACAUGUAUUAUUUUUAUAAUUAAAGUAUUUUAAUAUGCAUAGAUCAACAUUAUUUAAAGUUGUCACUGAGCCCCUCCACAAUGUUAAACAAAGUUAAAAUCUUUUUAUGCUUAUUCAUGAAUGAUGAUGAAUCUAAAGUAUGUAGUAUUAAACUUGAUGUUGAAUUCAUAAAGACUUUUUCUAUCAAA
Messenger RNA from Sapajus apella (tufted capuchin), 2714 nucleotides. RefSeq names its product zinc finger protein 37 homolog. The record is from RefSeq and is a predicted model, not a curated record. The coding region runs from base 1 to 1668 and encodes 555 amino acids. Gene Ontology annotation, biological process: regulation of transcription by RNA polymerase II. The transcript is spliced from 2 exons. Gene Ontology annotation, molecular function: RNA polymerase II cis-regulatory region sequence-specific DNA binding; DNA-binding transcription factor activity. Lineage: Eukaryota; Metazoa; Chordata; Mammalia; Primates; Cebidae.